Messenger RNA from Aspergillus niger, 567 nucleotides. RefSeq lists its product as hypothetical. NCBI's taxonomy places the organism in Eukaryota, Fungi, Ascomycota, Eurotiomycetes, Eurotiales, Aspergillaceae. The annotation marks the transcript as partial. The transcript has 2 exons. The record is from RefSeq and is a predicted model, not a curated record.
AUGUCAACUGAGCCCCUCUUGCCAUCUUAUGCUUCUGCUACUCAGCAUGAUGCCAGUCCCCAUGUCAGACGUCAUUCUGCCCGUCGACGGACCUCCCUCAUCAUUCCAGCGGCUCCCGUCAUCCAAACCUUGAGUGGGCUCACAUUUAUGACAACGGCGAUCAUCUCCACCGUCUGGGCUUACCGAAGCUAUGCCCCUCCCCCAGAGCCGUCACCAGCCGAGCCGCCUUCGUUACUCCCGUAUUUCGCAUCGCUAUGCCUCACCAUCUCGCUCGGCUUCUGGGUCGGGUACUUACUUUUCAUACUGUAUGAUGGAGCCGGCGGGCCAAGAAUGCAACGCAAAGUCGUCAUCGGGGCAUCCACCGUAGGAAAGUUGGUUCUAGCGGGGGCUCAUAUAGGGGUUUGGCUGGGGUACAAAUAUCUUCUCACUGGCCCGAAGCAGCCAAGCUGGGCACUGAUGUUCAUGGCAACACAAGCAUGGUGGGAUGUUCUGCUGUUCGUUGUUUAUUCAUGUCUGAGAGCGCCAGUGGAACCACGAGUAAGAUGGUGAGGUGGGUGGCACUGCUGA